This is a messenger RNA of Colletotrichum truncatum, 324 nucleotides long. RefSeq lists its product as uncharacterized. The record is from RefSeq and is a predicted model, not a curated record. Lineage: Eukaryota; Fungi; Ascomycota; Sordariomycetes; Glomerellales; Glomerellaceae.
AUGAGGUUCGUCGAUGAGUCGAGUAUCACUCUACACGUGUACGCUCUCGGACAAAGCUCGCCGGACUCCCAAGUGCCGUCGCCGCUUCUGGAGUUGGCCGACAACCAGGGGAAGCGCCUGAUUGGCUACACUUUCUCAACCCACGAGGCCAACGUCCACUGCGCUCUUGCCGGCAGGACUUCAGCAGUCUGUGGCUUUGUCAAGUCACUCCUUGGAAAUGUAUAUGUCACUGCUGGUUGGCCUGAUCGGAUGCCGGAGCUAAUGUCCAUUCACGCCGAGAACAGCGACGUCGGCCCUAGGAAGUGUUCAUCCGCCAUUGCCUAA